AUGUCCGGUUCAACAUCACUCGGGGCUCCUCCUGCCUCUCCGGUGGAAAUCGGAAUUAUGGUGGAGAAAAUUCGAUCCUGUCACGGGGAAAUUGAAAGCCUGGAGCAAUUGGUUAUGGAUCUUCUAAAGGCAGAAGAUAUGCCUCCGGUGUUGCAAGGCCACCGUCUCCGAAUCAUGGCGAAGUCUAUCAUGCUGAAGUCUAAGAAACUUGUUGAGACCUAUGAAAAGUUUGAAGGUGAUAUAGCACCGCUUCGUGACCAGAGUCCCUCGAGGACAAAUGUGUCUAGCGCCUUUUCUUCUCGUUUGCAAGAGAUUGUUGAACAUCAUCGAACGCAUACUUCUGCACCCAUGGUAGACUAUGAAGCACCCUCCAUGGAGGAAUCAUUAGUUGAGUUCACCGGAGAGGAUUGCUUUGGUCGGUACUUGGUCGUGCAGGAUAUAUGUUGCGACAAUCAGCUGGAACGCCCAAUGGGUUGGGAUGGGAAGCCUAUACCAUACUGGCUCGACAAACUUGGCCUUGGCCAGGAGUACAGAUGCGAGAUAUGCAGCAACCGUAGCUAUGCGGGGAAGAAGGCUUUUGAGAGACAUUUUAAAGAAUGGCGCCACCAACAAGGAUUGCUGCUGAAUGGAGCAUCGAUUGAGGAAGCAAGAGCAGGGUGCAUGGGGUUGCCAACACAGAUGCGCAACCCCUGGCCACUCGGGGUUGAUGGGAAAGUCAGACCACCACUUGAUCUUUCGCAAAUAACGGAUCAGGGAACCGAAGGAAACGAUUCAGUUCAAGCUCCGGCGAUUCUAGAUGCUUACCUAGCUGAUGCGGAGAGAAUGGUACAUAAUCACCUAAGUGGUGCCACUGAUGGUUCGCUAUGGCUCCCUCCGGCUGGGUACAGGGAUGCUUCGCUGCUUCAAGAACCUCUCAAGUUUACAUGUAGAGUCCCUCAAGGGAUCACGGGCAAGGAGCUUGAUAUUAUUGAGCUCGCAGCCCAGUUUUGGGCGCUGAAUGGUGGGCGUCUCUGGGAGGGCUGUAAGGAGAGAAGUAAUACGGAUCCUCAGUUUGAGUUUAUGAAGCCAACUGGUGGCAGCAGGUCCACUCUCUUCCGUGAACUUGCUUCAGCAUAUUUCGAAGUAGUAAAUCGUCCUGAAAUCUUGAAAGAAACGCUGAAGGAGGAUGCUGCUGAUAUGGAGACUGUUCUUGAGAAUUGUUUCUAUCGUCUUCAGUUGGAUCGAUUCCUGGAGGAGGAGGAGGAUAAGGCAAGGGAGGAGCAGGACAAGGAUAAGGCAAGGGAGGAGGAGCAGGACAAGGAUAAGGCAAGGGAGGAGGACAAGGAGAAGGAGAAGGCAAAGGGUUGUGUUACAGUCUGCGUUUAUGCUCCAGACUGCGCAUCCAGGUUUUAUCAAGAUUAUUUCGAUUUCGAUAUGGUUUCCUUGUCCGAAACCGUGGCAAGUUUGAAGGAGAAGAUAGCCCAAAAGGUUAGGAUUCCAGCAACCCAUCAGAUUCUAUGUGGAAAAUUCGGUAUUUUGGAGGACAACAACAAGUCACUUGCACACUACAAUGUGGGUCACUUAAACAUUCUGGACCUGUCCUUCAAGGGUUUUAACUUUUAA
Molecule: messenger RNA, 1602 nt
Organism: Microthlaspi erraticum
Lineage: Eukaryota; Viridiplantae; Streptophyta; Magnoliopsida; Brassicales; Brassicaceae
Source: the annotation of a GenBank genome assembly